Messenger RNA from Atta colombica, 1146 nucleotides. RefSeq names its product lysosomal aspartic protease-like. The record is from RefSeq and is a predicted model, not a curated record. Gene Ontology annotation, molecular function: aspartic-type endopeptidase activity. Lineage: Eukaryota; Metazoa; Arthropoda; Insecta; Hymenoptera; Formicidae. Gene Ontology annotation, biological process: proteolysis. The transcript has 8 exons.
AUGUUUCGACAUCUCGUGGUGAUAGCGACACUCGUCGUAUUCAACGUUUCAUUUCGAAGAAUUCUUUUGCAUAAGAUAAACUCCCGGCGAAGAGCGAUUGAUAUAAAUUUUGAUCGACUGACUCGUGCAGCUGAUAUUGCAAGGCAAUCUCUGUUUAGUGAUGGGGAUAUUGCAUACUAUGGUAAUAUUACAAUUGGAACUCCACCGCAAGUGUUUAAUGUACUUAUAGAUACUGGUUCCCCAGAUCUCUGGAUACCAUCCAUAAUCUGUACUUUCAAAUUAAGCAGCCGUGCUUGCAUGACCCAUAAUAAUUAUGAUAACAGAAAAUCCAGCACAUAUAGACCAGAUGGUAGAUCUUUCGGAAUUCGAUAAGGUAAUGGUGCUGUUGGCGGAUAUUUAUCAACUGAUGUUUUAUAGAUUGCAGGCCUUGAUGUUCAAAAUCAAACUUUCGGAGAAGUAACAGAGCAGUACGGAAAAUCCUUCGAAUAUGCAAAAUAUGACGGAAUUUUGGGUCUGAGUUAUCCAAUAUUAUCUCCUGAAGGAGUGAUUCCACUUUUUUCCAACAUGAUUAACCAACAGCUAGUGAAGAAUCCAAUUUUUAGUUUCUAUAUUAAACAAAAUCCUAAUGUCAAAUGGGAUGGUGAACUGAUAUUGGGAGGCUCUGAUAACAGGUUAUAUUUAGGCGAUUUUACAUAUGUUGAUGUUACCCAAAAAGAAUAUUGGCAAUUUACUUUGGAUAAGAUUAAAAUGGAAGAUAAGAUUUUAUGCGAGAAUAGUUGUCAAGCUAUUGUCGACACGGGUACUUCUCUAAUAAUUGGACCAUCAACAGAUAUCACAAUUAUUAAUAGACGAAUAGGAGCUGAUCAUAAUAAUUUUACGAGAGGAAUAUUUGUGAACUGCAACAAGACUUAUAAUUUGCCCAUUAUCGAUUUUAUCGUAGGUGGUUUUAGAAAACUCAGACUUUCUAGUGAAGAUUAUAUUAUUAAGGAAAUAUAUAACAAUGAGAUGGUGUGUAUGAGCGCCUUCGUGAGUGACUAUCAGUAUAAGGGCGAUCCAGCGUGGACUUUGGGCGAUGUAUUUUUACGUCGGUAUUAUACUGAGUUCGACAUGAAGCAUGACCGGAUAGGAUUUGCCUGUAUUGUAUAA